Messenger RNA from Sycon ciliatum, 11156 nucleotides. Its product is annotated as mucin-19-like. The coding region runs from base 276 to 10550 and encodes 3424 amino acids. NCBI's taxonomy places the organism in Eukaryota, Metazoa, Porifera, Calcarea, Leucosolenida, Sycettidae. The record is from RefSeq and is a predicted model, not a curated record. The transcript is spliced from 36 exons. Gene Ontology annotation, cellular component: cytoplasm; nucleus.
CCUAGCCCCACAGCCUACAAGGCUACACUAUGUUUUGAGAGCAAAAACUCUGACUCGUCUUUUGUCAGUGGGAUUCUGCUUUCGAAGUUCCUAUCUGAGUCUUUGCUUGUUUGGUGUGAUUCCUCCGAGCCUUAGUUGUAGUUUGGGGUGUUUAUGCACUGCUCCAUGAGUUGUGGGACACACGCAGUCUCGUUAUUGGCCAAGGUUUAGUUGUUAUGGGUAGCACUUCUGCUCGUUACGAAAACGUGUUUCAAUUUUGUUGAACUGGUGUAAAUAUGAGUGCUGUGAACGGUAGUAAAAAAGGCAAGAAGAAGAAGAAGCGCCAGCAGGCACCUCCUAGAAAGGAAACUCUAUCGCCCACCCUUUCAGGCUUUACCUCUGCAGUUGUGCCGAGAGUAUUGCCUAGCUGUGCUGCCAACUCACCAACGCCGCAAGACUUGGAUGCGCUCGUUCCCAUGGACGAUAUACUCCAUGGCGCUGGCGAUAUCCUGCCAUCGCCUCUCAACUUUAAUCAGUGCCUGCUUUGUCGCAAGGCAAGGGACUCCCCAUCGUUGUCGUCAUCAUCAUCUCAGAGUGGCAAGGAUGACGAGUUCUCUUCAGAGAGUUCGUGGUACGUUUGUGCAGAGUGCCAGCAUCGUGUUCCUGGUUCCAGUGAGCUGAAGUCACACGUCUCAUCUGAUUCACUGUCCUAUCUCUAUAUGCUGGAUGAGGGUGUAGCAGCUACUCCGAUGUCACCGCUCUCGCUCAGCGGUGUGGCACAGUACAACGGUGUGAUUGCCAACAGCAACGGCUUGCCAGCAACCCCGCCGCUAUCUGUGUCGAGUAGUCCGCCGGCUUCGCCAUCGUGCGACCUGCCGCUAACAUCAGCAUCGUCAGUGUCCCCGUGUUCCUGUGUGCAGUGUGGCGAAGCUCAGGCUUUGACAAUGGCAGCCCAGUCAAACAUGGAGCAAACACUACCAUCAAUGUGGAUGGAAGUGCGGCAUGCGAUGCGCUGCAUAUUCUGCGAAGCUGACACCGUUAUGGCAGACACUCAUGUGGGAACAUAUUCUUGUGACAAGCUUGAUGAUCUGGUUGAAAGGCUUUUCUGUUCGGAUCCACUUCAGUUUAACCUACGUGCUGAAGGGCAGGCAAAGGCGUAUAUUACAGAUGAGAUCUGGCCUCGUAUUGCCCAUCAGCUGGAGCACGGUAGUGUGAUCGAUGUGGUUCAGCUCAUGCUCGGCGAGUACUCGGCUCUGUGCUCGGCUUCCCGGACACUCACCACGGUGUUAAGGCCACUGGACGAGUAUUUGCAGCACAAUGCGUCAUCAUGGAGCCUGCAGAUUCAGCGUCUCUUCGACGAGUACAUCUUCUCGCGGCAUCGCGUGCUCGAAGCUCAGCCAGUUCUGCUAGAGGCGCUCCGGACCAUGGCACCCCAGUCGGAAUGCUGUCGCAAGUUACUAGAAAGCUACACGGAGUUGAUCACCACUGUCAAUGAGAAUCGAGUUGCUUGGAGUAUGAGUAGGCCUCGGCCUGCUGGGCCAGAUGACUUGACGGAGAUUGAGGUAACAUACUUAUCGGAUGAAGGUCAAUGGCAGGUGUCAUUGCAUAGUAGCAGCAGUAGCAUCUGCAGCCUAGAUAGCGAUACAUUGGACCGGCAAAGCCUCUCUACUGACGAUGAGGGUGGAGAUGAUGAGGAGGAUGCUUGCUCGUCCACAGACCCUGAACUGGACAGCUUUGUGGGUAGAGGAGCUCAUGGACCGCCGCCGAUGGAGUUGGUUCCUUCAUGUAUUCGUGCUGAUACCAAGGACAACACACAGUAUGCCUCGGAACAGUUGCGUGACUAUUUGUCUGCGAUACUCUCUGACCCCAGUCCCUCUAACUGCCCACCCAUCCCACAACAGCUGCAGGAACAGCUGAUGAGUGGACCACUGCAUGGCCUGGUGGAUCAAUGUGAGGACCGGCAUGUGUUUGCGGAAGCAGUUAGGCGUCUUGUACAGCGUUUGGACUCCAGCGAAUGUGCUUGUCCCAUGUGCCAUCAAGGCAGCGGGUACCCUGACAGUGGUAUAGCACUGGACAUGAUUGCUGCUGGCGCUCAUGAAGCACUGCAACAUCCCGACGACUCGAUGGACGUCAUGCGCCAUCACGUCAGUCCAAGCUUAGCCGACUACCCAGCAGUCUCCGAGCACAACCUAACGUUUCCACCUCCUGUCAGUCUACACUCCAGCCUGGGGGCGGCGGUGGUGCCACUGGUACCACCGCCGCCACCAUCAUCGUCAUCACCGUCCGCACUCGCUCAGCACCUGGCCAGACAGCAGCUGCCUGUCACCAGUGGCUUUGCGGCAUCCGUUGCCGAAGCCUUUGCAACGAGUGCCGGCGGCGGCGGCAGCGCCAGCGCGGCAGCUGCCUAUGUCAGCAGCAGCUGCGGUGGUGUUGGUGGUGGCCUGGCGAUAGGCACAGCUGGCCAGUCAGUGUACUGCAGCAACUCCCUGUACAGUGUGCCAGUGAUGAGUGAACACGGCGAGGCGGUCUUGGACACGCUGCGUACUCUCAGCUUUGACUACAUGAUCUCUCACUCUGGUUCUAGCAAGAAAUAUCCAUCCCUGCCAUUGGAUGUGACCUCCUGCUGUGUGUCUACCGCGAAUGGACAUGCCUACCUGUCCUCGGCCGCCGUUAACAGCCGUAUUAUGAGUGGAUUAUCUUCUACGCACGGUGUACCUGGCGGGCAGACUGUCGAUUCAGAUCUUGUGUUGAGCAGCGUGCUGAAAGAUUAUGACCUACAGCAGGAGCACCUGUCGUCCAUGGGCAGCAUGCUGCAUGAUGAUGACAUUCCGUGCACGUGCACACCAUGUUCCACGAUGACGUCCGCAAUGCUGUCCGCCACCACUGACAGCUGUGCAGUGAUGGCAGGAGCAACAGGAGUAGUGACAGCACUGGGGACCGCACCAGCAACGGCAUCCUCAGCAGCGGCAGCAGCACUGGCGUCAUCUUUGUGCAUCGACUGUGGAAGUCAUUGCGGUAGUCGUCGCUCCUCUUCCACUGCGUCAUCUUGCUCUGACCCAGGCUUGUCCGAGAGUGGUGCAAGUGCUUGCUCCAGUGGGAACGAUACUGGUGAUGAUGAAGCUUCGCCGCCUGGCUCGCCAUGCACUAAGCAUCGAUCUUCUCCACUAGGCACCAUGUCAGCAAAUGGCAUGUCAGCGUCUGCAACUUCUUCUGCUCAUGCUGCUACUGCUGCUGCGGUGGGUGAGAGACCGGAGGCAUAUGCUUCAUGCUGCAGUGCCAAUGCUGUCUCCACGCUGAUGCCAAGCUGCUCUGCCAUUAGUUCAACAACUGCAGCCAGUGCAGCGGCCUGUGCAUUGCCAGCUCUACACAUACGCAAUGGUGCUGCUUCUGGUGCUGGUGCUGGUGGUUGUGAUGCUGUAGGUGGUGCUGGUGGUUGUGAUGCUGGUGAUCCAACAGGUCUGUCAUCAAUGCCGUUAUCAGAUCAUUUCUUCCUGUCCCUUCUCAAGCCAAGCGCUCAUCUGCCCAGCCUACUAGCUAGUGGUACCAGUGGCACGGGCAGGGGUCUCAUCAAUGCCGACCUCUACUCAGCUGCUGUGAAGAAUUUCAAAGAUGCACGCGAAGCCGGUUUGCCAGCCUGCGAUUGCUCAUCUUGUUUGCAGCAAAUGCGCUUGUUGAAUGAGCCGCAAGAGGCACUGCAUGCCGAAGAUGUCAGUCGAAUGGCCCUGCCCAGUACCAGUCCUGACUUGGCAAUGUUGCUGGGUACGGCAGCAGUACGUAGCUUUGAUCGAGCCAUGUCCUGUGACCCGUUCCACUCAUUCGCCGAGAACACGCAUCCGCAAGAAUGGAUGCAGCCGUUGCCCGUGGACUACCCGUUCUCCGGCGAACUGCGCCACCAUCACCACCACCAUCAUCACCAUCAUCAUCCGCACAGCCACCAUUGUAAAGCUAGCAACGGCAUGGCUACGUGUACUGCCGCAUCUAGCACUGUUCACCCUGGACACCAUGCUGCCAGUACAGUAGCUCAACCCAGAGGUCAUGUACUACCGCCAGUAUGCACAGCUGCUGCUACUGCUGCUGCUAACGGCAGCCAUCGGACAACUGUAUGUUCAGCAGCAACUCACACUUGCUCCGCUUCCAGUAGAAAGAUGGCGGCUGGAAUUUCGGCAGCUUCAGCGAUAUCACCUAUGCCGUUACAUGCAGGCACAUCUUCUGCAUCAGAUGUGUGUAGUUCGUCUGUGUCCAGCUACUCUGCUAUUGCGGCGCACAUUGGCUCUGCGGUGCCAGCUAUAACGCAAGCUGCGGCUCGUGUUCGUAAGGGAUUGCCCAGCCGCCAACAGCAGCUUCUAGAGUCCAUGUCAACCUCAGCUUCCCUCACCGAGGCUUCUUUACCAGCUGCAACAAGUGGUGCGCCCCUGAACAAGCCGAAUUCUUCCAUGGCAGUCGUGCCAGCAAGCAGUGGCACUAGCUCAGGCAGCACGUCCCGCUCCUCUGCUGCCGGCCCGUUGAAACGUCUGUGCAGAUGUGCAAACUGUGCGGCACUGUGUGAGCACAUACCUGGGCAGCCGGGCUACCCCACACAGCUAAGUCAGGAACGCCUUCGCCAGCUGCAAGCAGAACAGAGGAGAAAAGAGGCUCGUCGAGCUAAAGGUGAUGCAGCAGCCAACGGCUCAUCAGACAGCGGCGGUGAGCUUAUUCCAGAUGACUUGCCACGCAUUGGCCCGGCCGCGCCACGUGUCCACGGCUCCAACGACACUGCAACUCCUCUCAAGCAUGCUGUUGGCAGUAGUGGUGGUGGUCGUGCUGAGGGUGGCAGCGGCCGCAUGUCCAAAGACUCUAGUAUCACUGCUGCGGAGCAAGCCAGCAUGCAAGUGACAUGCAACAACCCUGCCUGCACAAUCCAUCACCCAUCAGAACCAAGCGAAUCCAGCUCCCAUGCUCUUGCUCACUCCGGUGGCAACGGCACUGCAAACACCACGACAGCAGGUCUGUCCGCUGGUGGCAACGGUGCUGGAUUAGCUACUUCUGGUGCUGUUACUGCUUGUUCCAGUGAUCCUGCUGGUAACGUGGGUGCUGCUGGCACUGGUGCUGCUGCUGCUGGAAAGCAGUCUUGCCGCUGCAUGUACUGCGAGCUCUUUGGACGUGCCGGGCCUGCGACUAUGCCAGCCAGCCACAACUAUACUACAGUGAGAGAAAAGCUGCGUUCCAGGCUAAACAACAAGAGGAGCAAUGGCAAGCCACAUGACCACCACCAUCAUCAUCAUCACUUAGACGGCAGUGGCCUCCUGGCGGCGACAGCAACUGAGAGCGCCAUGGACAUGUCACAGCCCUUGCCACUGGAAGAUGUACCAGCCAGCAGUGGUGUCGAAGACGCUGAUAGUGCAGUUGGCACUGGUGCAAGUGGUGCUAGCGCCGGUAGUGCUAGUGCCGGUAGUGCUAAUGGUUCCACUGCUGCCGUGACUGAGUCGCAGAUUACCACAGCCUCUGCAGCCGCUGUGCUCAGUAAAAAGCCGCCGCCGCCCAGUGCUGCCGUUGGGUCAUCAACAAAGACACCAGCUUCAAGUGAUUCAUCUGUAUCCUCGAAGAAGGUCGGUACGAAAGCUGCGGACAAGAGCCAGCAGCAGCAGCCUGUGGGUGCUCAGCCAAUCGAAGUGGUGAUGGAAUACAUUGUUGGUUCUGAAGCAAUGGCUGCAUCCAGUGCUACGGCUAGCAGCAAGAAAUCAGAUCAGUCCACCUCCAAGGCAGCCAAGAGACAGCGGCAAAAGCUAAAGAAGAAGGCCCAAGCAUCCACGGGCACUGCUGCCAAUGGAAGUGUUGGUGAAAGUGGCAAGGACAAGAGUAUGGACUCCCAAGACCAAGUCGGCAUGGAUGCAGGCAAGCCGGUGGAGAACUCGGCCACUGAUUGCUCGCCGCCUGGCCAGGAUGCAGAGCUGUCCAAGUUGGAUGGCAACGCACGGUCAACGUCCUUAGCUAGUGAUGAUGCCGCUGCUGUGACUGAAACUUCCUGUGAAGUUGACGUGUCGGUGGGCGCCUCAUGCAGUGCCGGCAGUAGUGGCACCAGUGGACGUCACAGCCCGCAGACCAUGGCCAAUACCGGGAAGGAGCCGGCUAAAGUGUCUACAGCUGUCGCUAACAAGGGGGCACCGGCACCAGAAACUAGCUCUAGCAGCAGCAGUGGCAAGAAGAAAAAGAAGAAAGAUGUGAAGGUUGAUAGUAGGGGGAAGGCGGCUGUAGCUAGCAGCGGUGUGACUACAUCGAAAGGUAAAGAUCAGGCCAACGGUCGGAACAGCUCGCGGCACAUUGCAACCAAAGACCAAUCAUCACUCAGUCAAGCACCAGCUGCUGGUGCUGCUGGCCUGUCGGAGCACAAAGGUGGCUCGCUCGAUGAACUCAGUACCUUCACCUCCCUCAGGCGUGCAGACGUGAAGGAUCAGUCAGUUGAAAGGCAACAGGUAUCCAAGUCGUCGACAAAGGCCGAGGAGAGCAGAAUGCCUGCUGCGGCAUCGAAGAAUGGGCACAAACAGAGCGAGGAAAGCAAGGAGUCGUCAUCGUCUGGUCAGAAAGUCAAGACGAAAGCGUCAGAGACAACAUCUUCACGCAGAGGAUCGGAGGAUUAUCAUGCUCGCUCCAGUAGCUCUGUAUCUGGUGGCCAUACUCGCUCCAGCUCAAUGAGCAGUAGCAGCAGUAGCGGCAACGGCAGUAGCACUAAUAACGGCACUGCCAAUCAAUCGAAAUCACUACAGGCCAGCUCUGUUGAUGUCACCAGUACUGCUUGUGUGACUGCUGCCGGCACUAGCACUCCGCAAAGGAAGAAGCAGAUGCAAGAAAGGGCCAAAGCACAAGAGCAGAGUGACCGCUCGUCACGGCAAUCCUCUGCUGCCCCGUUGUUGCCCACAUCGACUGGGUCGCAUGACUCAGCUUGGCAACAAUCCUGUUCUCGUCAGCAACAGCAGCAGCAGUUACAGAAUUCUACAGGUCGCACCCGCCAGCCUGCCCACGCCAGCCUGCCGCAAGCAGCGCAGCCGCAGCCGCCACAACAACCUCAGACGCGCAGUGCUGCAGCUAACAGUCAGCGGAGUGGUGUUGGCAAUCAUCGCAGCGCUGCUCGGGAGCGCGGUAAUGCUGCCACUGCUGCCGCCGCCGCUGCGUCCAGCAACAGCGGUGUCACUGUUGCCAAGCCCACCCACACAGUAUCCAGUAACAAAGUGCAGCCAGGAUCUACGUAUGCCGAGCAAGUGCAGCAACAGUUAGGACAGAAGGCAGGUCGCAGUAGCGUAUCGCAACGUGCUGCUAACCAGACCAAUGUAGAGCAGCCGCCCGCAGUGCCUACUGAAAAGACUCCACCUCUGUCCAAGAUGCAAGAAAGUGCACCGUCUUCUCAGCCAAUGCAGUGGCCAGCCGCCGGUACACCGUCUUCCUCUGUGCAGGGCAAGGCCACCAACUCGGUCGUGCCAAUCACCAUCCAGAGCAGCCAUAGCAAUUCUGUAACUGCUGUGGAUGUAUCAUUCCAGCAAGAAGACAUGCGUUACUCAUCCACCAGUGCUUCAACAUCUGCUCUCAGCCCAAUGCCGCUCGCCGCUGCAGCUUCUUCUAACAAAGGAAGCUCGCCGCCGCCUGGCUUUCACUCCUCUUCCCCAGCUGCCAACAGGCAGAGACAAGCUGGUUCAAUGGCAGCACUGGUGAAUCCACCUGAUCAUCAGCACAAUGCCGUGGUCUUUGCAGAAGGAUCUACUGAGCCUGUUCACUCUCUACUGUCGGCCAUGGGUCGCCAGGUUACUGCAUCAUCCAGUGUGACAGUGACUGCGGGGCACUCGCCUCAAUUGUUCACAACAUCUAUGAGAAGUAGUGCGCCAACAUCAGCAUCUGUUGCUACACCUACACCAGCACGUGCGCCGAAGUCUUCCCCGGCAGUUUCAUCGACACCAGUCCUGAGACAGGGAGAUUCGGCCGAUCAGGUCCACGCAACUGGAGCAGCAGUGGCCCAGUCGCAGAGUAAUGCGAAUGGCCAACAUGUGAACAUGCCCAAACCUAUAGGCAGCCAAUCCAGGCUCACUGAACAGUCAGAGCCUUAUGUACAACAGCAACAUUGGCAACAACAGCUGCAGCAUGAGCAGUCUAGCGCAGAGAAACGCCAUGGUCAUGAUUAUUCCCACAUCCAGCAACCUUGGCAAUCCCAGCAACAACAACAACAACAACAACAACAACAACAACAUCAGCAGCAGCAGCAGCAACAACAGCAGCAACAGCAGCAACGUCAACAACAGCAGCAACAGCAGCAGAGGCGGGCGCCACUUCAUGCGGAUACUCCGCCAGUAACGCUCACUUCUGCUCCGGCGCCAUCUUCAUUCUACACCUCUGGAAGCACACAACAAAAGCAGCAGCAGCAGCAGAUACCACCAGCUGGAGAUGGUGGACGAUCAUUGUUUCCUUCACUGUCUACAGGAGCAUCGCGUCCCAGUGUGCAAGGUCAACAGCACUACGUACAGCACGAUGCCAGUCAAGACCAGUCCCGGCCGUCUCCUUUGACAUCACCUCGACCGCCGCUUUCCUCUAGUAGCAACCAUGCGGCCUCUGCUUCUACUGCUGCAGUUGUGGCAUCCAGUCGUACAACCACGACUGGGUUGGAUAGGAGUGCUCACGGCACUAGUCAUCAGCUUGCUACGCAGCCAACUCUAGCCAGUGUAAGUUACCAGCAUUCGGCUGGAUGGUCAUCUGCAUCAUCAGCAUCUAAUACUGCAGCAGCUAGUACUAAUGGUGAUGCUAAUGUUAGUGUUGCCGUUGCUGGUAGUCGUAGCACUGGCACCAGAGAGCAGUCUAAUGCAGCAGCGCUGUCUGAUUUCUUCCCGGGUAGCAGUGCGGCUUGGCACAUGCAGCCACACCAGAAUCAGCCGCUGUUGCCAGCACCGAAAUCUCAACCGCAUGUUCAGCAGCAGCAGCAGCAUCAAUCGUCUUGGGAUGUAACAUCGAAUGGUGGUCGCUCACAGGUGAAUGGUGGUGCAUCCAGCUUUAGUGAUUCUGCUGGCUAUGGCUGGCAGCCAGAGCGACCUCAAGGUGUGCAACCGACUGUCCCUACUUCAGUUAGUACAGCUGCCCCGGGCCAGAGAUAUCGGCCGGCACCAUCACCGACUAUACCGGCGGCGGGGGCAGUAGCAGCAACAACGGCACAUGCCACACAUAGCUCCAAGGAACAGCAUGAUCCUCACCGCCGACAUCAGCAUCAAGACCAGCAGCAGCGCAGUUUGGACCAGCCUUGGCCUCCAAAGCAGAAUCUUCAGGAAGAUGGUAUGCUAAGGAAUCGUCAUCAAGAUGAUGCCAUGAGCCGACAGCAGUAUGAUCAUGCCCAGCAGCAGCAGCAGCAACAGCAGCAACGACAAAAGUUGGAUUAUGAACAUCAAAGAUCCGGUGGUAGUCUGUUUGAUUCUGGCCCAGGCCGCAUGCUUCAGAGAGAUGCUGUGGAGCCACUGCCUUUCCCAGAGAUGCGAGCAAAACCAGAAACUGAUCCUUGGCAGGACACUGGUGCUAUGUAUGGAGGACAACCCCAGCGGCCGCCAAUGCAGCAGCAGCAGCAGCGGCAUAUGGCAAGAGACAUACCGGAAGACUAUGCAGCUAGCCAUCAGGCAAGUCGCCGCCAGCCAGUCCCUGACGCAUACAGCCGUUUUCCUGGUCAGCAGCCUCCCACCUCUUCUAGUUCUCCAUGGCAGCAGCAGCUGCAUCAGGAGCGCAAUGAUAGUGGCCCUUCAGCUGGACAGUUGCGUGGGUCCAGCGGCAGUGCUGGCUUGCACAGCCACCAACAUCAACAGUCGCAGUACCAGCAGUCCCAACCAACGCAGACCCAACGGAGAUCGGAUGACCUUUGGUCAAUGUCUGCACCAUCUUCACAGAUUGUCACUGGUCAGCAGCAGCAGCAACAGCAGCAGCAGGCAGACUGGUCAGAGAGAAUGAGUGCACGAGACGUAUCUGCACAGCGUGGUCUGCAAGCUGAUCAAAAUCCACAGCAGCCGCUUCAGCAACAGCAGUCAUUUGAAGUUCAGCGCCGAGACACUUCUUCACAGCAGCGGGGGUCCACAUCCCUGUGGUCGCGUGACGCUGAUCCACAAAAAACGGCUAGUGCUGUGCCUGUUGCAUCUAGGCAGUGGCCUCCCUCGAGUGCAGGUGCACCGAAUGCUGCUGCAUCUAGGCAGUGGCCUAACUCCUCUUCAGACUGGUCAGGUGCCCAGCUGCAGCAGCAGCAGCAGCUGCAACAGCAGCAACAGCAGCAUAGACAACAACAGCAGCGCCAUGCCAUGCAGCCAGGCCUACCUUGUCAGGAUAUUUGGAGUAGGUCUGCCAAUCAACAGCAGCAGCAGGCCUCUCAUUCGCUAGCACCCGGAAGCAGCAGCAACUGGUCAAGUGGCACCACCGCGCUCAAGCAGGCUAACAGAUCAGGCAAUGACGACAUGGCCAUGGCUAUUCCAUCGGAUCUCUUUGAGUCCUCUUUCACCAAUUUUGCAUCCGGAGCUAGGCAGGAGCGAGAGCAGGCUGGUCGUUUGGCAAUUUUCCAGUCGCUAAGCGAUACGCGCUCAAAUAAGCGCUGACGGCACAUGUCCGUACUUGUCGCCCGCUCUUCUCGGCUAUUGGUGCUGAUUCUUCUGUUCUGUCCCCCAUUCUUGUCAGUACGUGCUAGCACUAUGUGGUGGUGUUUGCACGUGUCUAUAUUGCCACUGCGCUCUAACAGUGGCAGGUACUUGGCUGCGAGAUAAGCUGUAGUUGUAUGCCUUUCGGUGGGGCUUGGGAUGAGAGAUAUCUCAUCCUCGUUCCAUCUGCUUUGUUGCUGUUUUUGUUUUUUUAGAAUGCUGGUACAUGAGAUUUUGUAGCGCUUGCAUGCGCACGUGUGUGCGUGUGUGUGUGUGCAUGUGUUUGUUUAUGAAUACGAUCCUAUUGUUGAUCAGCCUGGUGCUGUUUCGUCUAGUUGAUAUGCCAUGAAUUCCCAGUCCAUUGCCAAUGGCAUACCGACCUCGUCUUCAUUUGCAAGGCUUGUUCGAACAUGGCCUUGCCGUGUUAGUCAAGCACCAAGGUAUCGUGACAUUCCUCGGUCAUUUGCCUUGGUUUAACAUGUAUGGCAGCUAAGCAGCUUUGUCCGCUUGGUUACAUACCCUCUUUUUAACCCCAUAAUGCUAAGAACAGUAACUAUUCCAAACCUA